AUGAUUAAGGGUUGGAACAAGGAGAAGGUCGGUAAUUUGGAUUUGAAAUUGGCAGGGAUUCUUGGAAAGAUUAAGGAAAUUGACAAGUUAGAGGAGCAAGGGACCAUUUCAGAAGCACAACAUGUUGAAAGGGCUCUUCUCAGAUGUGAGUUGGAAAAGAUUCUGCUAAAGGAGGAGAUUACAUGGCGUCAGAAAUCGCGUGAGAUAUGGCUGAAAGUCGGUGAGAAAAACAAUUCUUUUUUCACAUGGUGGCAAAGAGUAACCAUAGAAGGAAAAAGUAAUAAUAUCAAGGUGAAUGGGACAUAUUCAGAAACAAAAGAAGAGUUGCAGUCGGCUAUUGCGGAAUAUUUUCAGGGACGUUUUAUGGAGCUUAGGGAGGAGAGGCCUUAA
Molecule: messenger RNA, 390 nt
Organism: Linum trigynum
Lineage: Eukaryota; Viridiplantae; Streptophyta; Magnoliopsida; Malpighiales; Linaceae
Source: the annotation of a GenBank genome assembly